UCUCUCUCUCUCUAUUCUUUCUCUCCCGUGUGUGUGAAUAAGGGAGAGAGAAAAGGGAGAAAGAUAGAACACAAGUUCAUUUCAUUCUCUUCUCUCUCUGUUGCUUCACCAAGUGUAGGCUGCAUGCGCAAGUCUUCUUGCUUGCUGUGAUGCCUAUGAAAAUUAGAACUUAUAGAUCCUGAGUACUUGUUUAGAUAGAACAGAGUUUCUAGUUUUCAUAUCAUACAUUGUUUUUUGUUUUUCUCACUUUUUUUUAAAGACUUUAUGGGUUCUCUUAGAGGAAGCGUUGAAGAGCCUAUCUCUCAGUCAUUACCUAGACAAAACUCUCUAUACAACUUAAAGCUCCAUGAGGUUCAAACCCACUUAGGAAGCUCCGCAAAACCAUUAGGAAGCAUGAACCUUGAUGAGCUUCUCAAGAGUGUUUGGUCUGCUGAAGCUACCAAUCAGCCACCAGAAGCAACAGAGGCAGGGCUCUCUCGUCAAGGAAGCUUGACUUUGCCACGUGGUCUCAGCAAGAAGACAGUUGAAGAGGUUUGGAGAGACAUUCAACAGGACAAGAACGGAAGCAGUGUUGCUGAUCCUCAUGGUGAGAGGAUAGAUAAUCAUUGUAAUAAGCAGCCUACACUCGGUGAAAUCACACUUGAGGAUUUGUUGUUGAAAGCUGGUGUAGUGACUGAGACAAUAGUCCCUCAAAAUGUUGUCAACGUAGCUUCAAGUGGGCAAUGGGCUCAGUAUCAUCAGCCUCAGCAUCAAAACCAAGGGUUUAUGCCAUAUCCUGUUUGUGAGAUGCAAGAAAUGGUGUCUCCAAGGACUUUGUUGAUGAGUGGGUUAUCUGAUGCACCACAAGCGCAUGGGAGGAAGAGAGUGGCUCCAUCAGGAGGAGAUAUUGUGGAGAAGGUUGUAGAGAGGAGGCAGAAGAGGAUGAUCAAGAACAGAGAAUCUGCUGCACGUUCAAGAGCUAGGAAACAGGCUUAUACUCAUGAAUUAGAGAUCAAGGUUUCAAGCUUAGAAGAAGAAAAUGAAAAACUUAGGAGGCUAAAGGAGGUGGAGAAGAUCCUGCCAAGUGAACCACCACCAGAUCCUAAGUGGAAGCUCAGGCGAACAAGCUCUGCUUCUUUCUGA
Eruca vesicaria subsp. sativa (arugula) is the source of this 1122-nucleotide messenger RNA. NCBI's taxonomy places the organism in Eukaryota, Viridiplantae, Streptophyta, Magnoliopsida, Brassicales, Brassicaceae. The record is from the annotation of a GenBank genome assembly.